AUGGCCAAGUUGCACCACAGUUUAUGGCAUUUGGCUCAGUUCUGGCCUGUUGGUUAUUACACUCAACCAUAGCUAAUGUCUUUGUGCAUGGAUCAUUUUUCCUUCUGUCGAAUUGUUUCCUUGGUGUUCAUUCCCAGAAGUAAGCAUUCAGAGCCCGAUGUCUGGGCAUUUAUACGGGUUGUUAACAUUCCCUUCUUUCCUGAUGUGCUCCUCAGGCAUUGAGUGUGUUUGGUUGUCAUGGAGAUGUGUGCUGUGGGUCCUCCCUCAGCCCUCCACAUCCCCCACUGGAGGCGGCCGUGGCCCCGAUUGGUCGCCCUCAGGAAGCUGUUGGCACACACUGGACGGGAAGGAGGAUCGUGGAGAGGGCGGGAGUGGCCUUGGCCGGCAGCCACGCACAUUCUGUGUCUGGAUACCCUGUGUCAAGUGGUCUGUCUGAGGAGCAGCUGGCGCCCAUCUGUGGCUUGAGUAGGAGGCGGAAUGAAAAGGAAGAAAAAGUGUGCUGGACUUACGGGGUCAAGUGGGGUUGUUCUUGGCACCUUCUAGGAUAGACUGUGAUGGCAAAAGGAAGCAAAGGGAGAGACCAGCAGAUACCACCAUGUACCUUUCCCUGUGAAAGAGGAGUCCAGGAUCACCAGUAGUGAGUCUUCAGGAAGAAAGCAUUGCCUUGAUUUGGACAUUCUCAUGGCCUCAAAACUAUGGAACCAAGGCUGUGAUAAAUCCGUUCCCAGUGUGGACAGUAUCAUGCCCAAGUGACAGGAGUCAGAAGACCUGAUUCCAUUCCUAGCUCACCAGUUACAUGGCCUGUCUGAGCUCUGGCAUUAUUGGGAGGAAUAAAUGAGAUUAAGGAUGAGCAUUAUGCCUCAUUCCAGAAUCUCACUUCUCACUUUCCGGGUAUCUACAAAGAGUGGGGCCGGUGUUGCGAGCUCUGCCAGCCUCCUGGUUCAGAAUCAAGCCUGCACCCUGGGUUUUGUUUCCCUGUUGCCCUGCUGGUCCCUUGUACGCCCGCCUUCGGCCGGACACUGUCGCCGUCCUUCCCCACCACCCGACGACCACUGGGCGGACACAUCGAGCUUCGCUUCGCAGCUCCAUGAGUCCCGUGGGCCCCUGCAUGUCACUCCCAUCUCCAUGGAAACCAAGGCAGCCAGUCUGUGGGCCGGCUUCCGCUUCGCCUAACAAGGACGCGGCUCUAACUGCACUUGGGUGGACUUCCUGCCGAAGGACCACGAUGCUAAGACCAAGUUCCUCUUCGUGGAGCCCUGCGAGAGUUGAAAAACAGUUUUGGCCAACUUUCUGACAGAAUCUUCUGAUAUCACCGAAUACAACCCAACCCAAGGAGGGAGGAUCCCGGAAUUUGAGAAUCCGCCCAAACAAAAGCUCAGCGAGUGAAUUUGAGCUGUGGGAUUGUGGCUGUGAUCCAAAGUUGGAUCUUGCUGGCUGGCCCUGAUGAAGGACUCUCGUGAAGUGGCUGUCAUCUUCAAUGCUGACAUCCCAAGGCGCCUGAAGGAAACUGAGAUGUGGUACUCCUACCUUGUUCAGCAGCAUCUAUUACAGGAUAAUCAGUGUCUAUUAAUUGUGCAUCACAAACUAGGCUUUGGAGGUGAUAAAGGAAAUCGGCCUUUACCACCACUCUUGAACAAGCUGAAGCUGGUAACCUUGAAUCUUCAGGAUGACCCUGAAGAGAUCCAGAUAGAAUUCAUCAAGUAUUUUAAAAGCAUAGUCAACUCAGUAUCUGAGAGCAGAGACCAGGAGAUGUCAGUUAUUACCUAACCAGCCUUCAUCGGGGGCUCUUCCACAUCCCAAAUGAGUUCAGCCUAUUCCCCCAAGCAGAUCUGAAAUCUUAGGCAGCUACUGACAUUUUUCCACCCCUCUGGGGCUAUAUAAGAAUUUUUUUUAUCUGCUAGGGAGGCAUUUGACUCAUGUCUACUACUGCAUGUCUUUAAUUCAGUUGAGAAAAUCCUGUUAAGGAAUUUUGAUUCCCUUGCCUCAGGCCUUUCUAAAGAGCUGGAAAAUUGUGGGGUUUUUUCCUCCCUUUCUUCACAUAUGUCAAGUUAUAAAAAUUGGGGAAUUGUAACUGCCAUAGCCCAACAAUACAGCAGUAGUUUAAUCCAUGUGUAUUGGUUUGAAUUGGAUUUUCAUUCCUUGAUGUGUUCUACAAAUACCAACUUUUUGAGGACAUACUCUGUGCCAGGGAGUGUUUUAGCAUGAACAAAACAGACAAAAAUGCUUACCCUCAUGAAGUUGCCUUUCUGUUUUACUAAAUAACAGGGAAAGUAAAAAACUUUGCUUCAUCCUGGAUGUACAAAAAUCAUAGAUUCUUUGUUUUCUACAACCUGUCUUAAUCUCACAUGCUCCCAUCCCCCUAGAUAAUGAGUGGAUCUGGGGUACUAACCAGACCAAAUGAAGGUAUCUCUUGAAAUGCAAAAGCCUCAGGUUAGUUCAGUCUCUUUUGGAUAGUCAAUUCAGGGUUAUAGUCCUUCCUUCUUUACCUCUCCCUAAGAUGGUGUCAGGGUGUUGGGAAAGUAUACAUGUCCUCAUUAGGACAGAUCAGCUGGUCCAGGACAGGUUCUCUGGUUCUUCCCUGACCCCAGCAGAAAUGUCACUGACCACCCUACUGGCCAUCUCCUGCUGAAGUCCAAGACUGGUGAGGCUCUUGGCCAGGCCUCUCCACAUAUUCCAGAACCAGUGGUCCCCAGGCUGACUUGGCCCUCCUGGCUCGGGCUGGCCUUGCACAUCUGAGAAUUG
Molecule: messenger RNA, 2742 nt
Organism: Choloepus didactylus (southern two-toed sloth)
Lineage: Eukaryota; Metazoa; Chordata; Mammalia; Pilosa; Megalonychidae
Product: intraflagellar transport protein 22 homolog
Exons: 1
Coding region: 1444-1767 (107 amino acids)
Source: RefSeq, a predicted model, not a curated record